Messenger RNA from Cylicocyclus nassatus, 862 nucleotides. Lineage: Eukaryota; Metazoa; Nematoda; Chromadorea; Rhabditida; Strongylidae. The record is from the annotation of a GenBank genome assembly.
AUGUCAUUUGAGCGAAUGAAGGAACAUCUACAUGCUGCCAUUCAAGGUGUCAAUAGAUACAACCCAGAAAAUGUUGGUGAAUUGGCAAAGUGUGUACAAUUGAUGGCUAGCGAGAACCAUUAUGACCGUGACAUUGUCUUGACAAUUCUCAAAUUGUACCAGCUCAAUCCCGACAAGUAUGACGAAGCGAUUGUUCGACUCGUUUUGCUAAAGACAUUAAUGGUUUUGCCGAAUAGUGAUUUCGCACUUGCGAAAUGUUUGAUUGAUUCUAAUCGGUUGGGCUCACAGGAACUGAAGCGAGUUUUGGAUUUGGGGAGCGUCCUUGAAUCAUGCGACUUCGCAGUAUUUUGGGCACUCAUGAAAGGAGAAUAUAAACCCAGCACGGAUGUACUGGAACGGUUCAAAAUCCCACAAGAAGUACCACGCAUGGUGAAGUCUGUUGUAGGCUUUGAAGAAGCUGUUCGAGUUUACGCUUGUCGGGUGAUUAGCGUAACUUUCCAAAACAUCGAAAAAACCACUCUGAGCCGAUUACUUGGAGGUGCUACAGAUAGCCAAGUGUCAGAAUAUGCGAAAAAAUUCGGAUGGGAAGAAAAACCAAAUGGAGUGUACUUUAUCGCCAAUCAUGAAGCAACUAUUCGCACCAGGAACAUUGACGAGAAAUUACAGUUUACAAAUGUUGCCGAAAUCCUGAAGAACAUGCCUGGAAUCCCAACACUCGAACAAUAAUCGAGAGUGCUAAUUCCGGUUUAUCUGUUUUGUUUUCCAUUGUUUUGUUGUUUUACUGUCUGUGUUGUCUCGGAUCAUAUUACGAAGUCUGUAUGUUUUAGAAAUUUGAAUUGGAAUUAAAUCUAGAAAAUUUUCG